Molecule: messenger RNA, 3267 nt
Organism: Didymodactylos carnosus
Lineage: Eukaryota; Metazoa; Rotifera; Eurotatoria; Philodinida; Philodinidae
Source: the annotation of a GenBank genome assembly
AUGGAAAAAUUACAUCGUCUUGUUAGACGUGAAUAUAGUCUGAUGUACCAUCGACAAACGAAACUUGCUGAAGAGACCGGAAGACAAUUAAUUCAAGCAUGUGUUAAACGGAUGAACAAUCGUGUUGAUCUCUUUAAACAAUUGCCAAAUCUCACGAUACCGUUAUCUGAUACGAACUACACAUGUUCCGUCGAUGUAAAUAGUGGAAAAACAAUGAAAACUAUAAAACUAACGUCAAAUGCAAUUAUCUUAUCACCGAAACCGUCUGUUUUAGAAAUGAUUGCAUACGUACCAACACAAAAAAAUAGAGCGCCUCUUGAAAAGAUGAAAGUUUUACCUUACCUUGGUGACGAUACUUCAGUUGAAGAUCGUAAAUUAAUUGACGCAUUUGCACAAGAUAAUAAUUCAGAUGAACAAUCUGAACGAAGUACAUAUAACAAGUUAAAUAACGAGUCACUUGUACAAUUGUUACGAGAAAUUAUGGAUGAAGUAAAAAAUUUUGAGGAAUCAUUUACAGAUGAACAAAUUAUCGAUGCAAUUAUUGCACAUCAUCGUGAUGCAUCAGCGACCGUUUUACUUCGUACAACAAUGGCCAACUGUCAUCAUCGUCAAACAGUAAAUCAUGUUAAAAACGUUCAAACACCUCAUUUAAAUUCAAAAUCUACAAGUUCACCACGUUAUUUAUCUAAUAAUCAACAAUCAGCAAUAUCUACAACAAAAUCUACAAGUUCACCACGUUUUUUAUCUAAUAAUCAACAAUCAACAGUAUCUACAACAAAAUCUUCUAGGCGAUCGUUAAAAGAAACUUUUGAGCAAAUAUUACCAUUUGAUGAUAAAAAAUUAAAUCGAAAAAUUACUAAAAUUAAUGAUGAUGAUGAUGAUAAUGACGAAAAUCAAGAUCGAUUUCUUCCCAAUAUUGAUAAAACAGAUUCGAUCGACGUUGAUAUUGAAUUAUUAGUUCACUCGUAUUAUAAAUUAUUUUGUUCACGUUGCUAUAUUUAUGAUUGUCCAUUACAUCCACAUAAAAAUCGUCCAGAACGCCCAUUUCCAAAACAAGUUUUCAUAUCUGAGCAAAAACAGAUGACAACAGAAAAUAACGAUGAUAAUAAUAAUUAUUGUAAUUGGACAUGUUACAAGCGAAAUCAAUGGUUACCAAAACGAGAAAAUUCAAACGAUUUUUUAUCAUUUUCUGAGGAAGAAGAAGAAGAAGAAGAGCAACAACAAGAAAAAUCUGAAAAUAAUUCACCGAUCUAUAAUUCUCGAUUAGCAUUAAAGCGUAAACUAUCAUCCUCACCAACGUCAAUAUUUACUCAUGUUCAAGAAGAAUUUGAUAAAUCAAAAAAGUCAAAACAAAGUUACACUAAAAAUUUUGGUCAAGGACAACCGACAGUGAAAGACGAUGCUGCUAAUAAUUGCAAAAGUGUUGGUGAAUGUUCAGUGAAAAAUGUUGAUUGUAUUUAUCUGGAUAGUGACAGUGAAGAAGAAGUGAUGAAUAAGUACAAAAAUGUUCAAAAUGGAAUUGUUUCGACUUCAAAAAGAUCAACAUCAAAUAUUCAAAAUGAUUGUGAAUCACCGAUAAUUGAAAUUGAUGUUUCUCUUGAUAUUUCUCCGUUAAAUAAGCAAGAACCAUAUGGACAGUCACAACAACUCGUUUCUAUCGAAAACAAUAUGUUUAGUCAAAUGAAUCGUCAAAAUGAAAUAUCAAUGUACUGUGAUUCGAAAUUAUCACUACAAACUGCAUUAUAUCAAAAUGAUAAUCAAAAUUGGACACUAUCAGAUCGAUCAUUAUUUCGGGCGUUUUAUUUUACAAUGAAUGGUGAUCUUUGUUUAAUUGGUCAAUUACUAGGUAAAGAAUGUCAUAUGAUAUAUGAACAAUAUCUGAAGGAUACUCAAUAUUUUGCCAAUUAUAUUAUUGAAUCAAAUUCACCAAGAAAACGUUCAAAUAAAAUACAACUGUGUCGUUCUAUACCAAAAAAACAUCUUUCAUCACGAUCUCAACGUUUUAUAAAAAAUGAAUCGAAACAUUGUCGUACUCUUCCUGUGACAUUAGAUGAUGAUAUAGAAAAACUACCAAAAUCUAAGAAGGGAAAAAAUCAGCGAAAAAGUGAACAACAACAACAACAAUUAAUCACAACAUUGAAGGGUUUUUAUGAACCAUGUUUUCAUGAUGGUGAAUGUUCAAUGGACAAUAAUUGUUUAUGCGUGAUAAAUGGAACAUAUUGUGAAAAAUUCUGUCAAUGUUCAUCAUUAUGUAGAAAACGUUUUCCUGGAUGUGGUUGUAGAGGUUCAUGUACGACUAAAUCGUGUUUAUGUUUCUCGGCUGGAAGAGAGUGUGAUGCAGAUCUAUGUUAUGGUUGUGGCGCAGCGCGUUUUCCACCGAUUGAUUAUUAUUUAAAUGAAGAAAAGCAGAAUUAUUAUAUGCAUCAGUCAAAUUUAGCACAUCAGAUGAAUAAUGAAAUUCCAAAAGUUCAUACAGACAAUAUAAAAAAUAGUUCGAAUAAACGACUGAGUGUUGAUAUUGAGGAAGAAUAUGAAGAUGAAAAAGACGAAGAAAUUAAACAAGAAGUAAAGAAGCGAAGAUCUGAUAGAAGAGUAUCGUUAUCACGGGAAUAUAGUUUAAGAAGUACAAAAUCACCACCGACAACAACGACAGCCACAACACGAAUUCUAAAAAAGAUAAAAAAGAAACCAGUUAAACAACCACCCUCAUCGUCAAAUGUACUGUUGCCAACACUAUCAGCUUUACCAAUUAGUUGUGCAAAUACAUCACUUCAACGUCGUUUACAUAAACAAAUAUUAAUUGCACCAUCGGAUGUCGUUGGAUAUGGUGCAUUUUUGGGUUUAACGGCAGCAAAAAAAGGAGACUUAAUAGCCGAAUAUACAGGAGAAUUAAUAUCGCAAGAAGAAGCUGAACGAAGAGGGGCUUUGUAUGAUCGUCUAAGUCGUUCUUAUUUGUUUAAUCUUGAUUCGGAACAUGUUAUUGAUGCAGCAAGAUUUGGCAACAAAGUUCGUUUUGCCAAUCACUCAAAUAAACCAAAUUGUCGUGCUCAAAUGAAAAUGGUUAAUGGAGAUUAUCGUAUUGGCAUUUAUGCAAAACAAGAUAUUAAUGUUGGUGAUGAAUUAUUUUUCGAUUAUUAUUAUGGAAUACAAUCAACGGAAAAAUUUGUUGGUUUAGAAUUAGGAGAAAAACAUACUGAAGAUGGCAUACGUAUUUUAAGAAAAUAUCCAGACGGUUCACUUUUAGUUCGACCGUCGAUUGAACUAUAG